Messenger RNA from Bipolaris maydis ATCC 48331, 219 nucleotides. The record is from RefSeq and is a predicted model, not a curated record. NCBI's taxonomy places the organism in Eukaryota, Fungi, Ascomycota, Dothideomycetes, Pleosporales, Pleosporaceae.
GAAACAGGGUGGAGUGGACAGAUUUGUAGGAGACCGAAAUGUGCCGAAAGCAAACGUCUACUAGAACACCUACUGCGAAAGAUCUCAGAAUUAAGUAGCAAUGCUGGAAACCUAGCUUUCGAGGUUCAUCACUACUACCACUUCUGUCAACAGAGCGAGGCUGACCCGAAUCGAACGCAUAACUACUGCUCCGAGCUCCAUGCCGAGUCAAUUCCAAGA